AAAUGGAGUGGGCGGGUGUGUGCGUGUAACAGAAUGAAUGAUGUCAGGGCGGACGGUGGCUCUCGCGGCGAGCAUGAGACUGGCGGUAAACACGGCGGCAGCCCCGGGCGAGCGCUGCCCCCGGCGCCCCCCGCCGCGGAGCCGCCCUCCAGCGGGGGAGCGCGUCCAGCUGCGGCACUGCUGAGGUAGCGCUGCGGGCUGGGAACCUCGCCGGGAAGUGUCGCCUCCGCUGACGCCCUUAAAGCCAGUCCCUUUGGCCAGGAAGGAGAAGAGUCUGAGGCUGCGAGAGGAGCGAAUUGCAGGGGAAGGGAGAGAUUGUGGCAAACUUUCUAGCUGCUUCUGCGUCCUGCUACCUCAGCGGUGGGAGUGUCUGGCCAUAAGGAACUGCAAAGCCCAGACCUAAGAGCCCCGAGGCUCCAAAAAACAAAAAGACUUCCAGGUGCCUUUAGAGGAGGAACUGCCAGCAGUGCCGGCUUUGCAUAUACGGCUGAGUAGAUGAUACAGCUCUAGAUGAAAGGAUUAGUCUUCACAACUCCCUUUACAGUAUCUGAAUAGUGAAAGCACAAUGGACACUUUUUAGAAUUUUACAGGAAUCAAAAAUCAUCUAGGAACAAAACGUUGGACUUAGAGGAAUAACAGACUCCAGAGAGCCCAGUAUUGGUCACUGAAACGGAAUUUGGCCAUACAGCUUGGGAAUGAAUACCAUUGAGACAGCAAAGCUUGAAGAGCAUAUGGAGGUUCAAAACAAUGACACUUCUAGUGGCUACUCACGACCUACUCUCUCAGUCAGUGAAGAGAACAAAAAUGGCACUAGCAAACCAAAGGGCUUGUCUAAUGGCUUGCGAAAAACAGCAAAGAAAUAUCCGGAUUACAUCCAGAUUGCCAUGCCUGCUGAGGCUAGGAACAAAUUCCCUCUGGAGUGGUGGAAAACAGGCAUCGCCUUUGUCUAUGCUCUCUUCAACUUGAUUCUAACGACUGUCAUGAUCACUGUGGUCCAUGAGAGAGUACCUCCAAAGGAGCUGAGCCCUCCCUUGCCUGACAAAUUUUUUGAUUACAUUGAUCGUGUGAAAUGGGCUUUUUCUGUAUCAGAAAUAAAUGGAAUGAUACUAGUUGGAUUAUGGAUAUUCCAGUGGUUGUUUCUUAGAUACAAAUCAAUAGUGGGACGCAGGUUCUUUUUUAUAAUGGGAACUUUGUAUCUGUACCGCUGUAUUACUAUGUACGUUACCACCUUACCUGUGCCUGGAAUGCAUUUUCAGUGUGCGCCAAAGUUGAACGGAGAUUCUCAGGCAAAGGUUCAGAGGAUCCUGCGGCUGAUUUCUGGUGGUGGUCUGUCCAUAACUGGAUCACACAUCCUGUGCGGAGACUUCCUGUUUAGUGGUCACACUGUGAUAUUAACGCUGACCUACCUGUUCAUCAAAGAGUAUUCACCGCGUCAUUUCUGGUGGUAUCACUUAAUCUGCUGGCUAAUGAGCGCUGCUGGCAUCAUUUGUAUCCUCGUUGCUCAUGAACACUAUACCGUAGACGUCAUCAUUGCUUACUACAUCACCACACGGCUUUUCUGGUGGUACCACUCCAUGGCUAAUGAAAAGACUCUAAAGGUCUCUUCGCAGACAAACUUUCUCUCUCGAGCAUGGUGGUUUCCAAUAUUUUAUUUCUUUGAGAAGAAUGUGCAAGGCUCUGUUCCUUGCAGCUUUUCCUGGCCGAUAUCUUGGCCUCCCAGCUGCUUCAAAUCUUCGUGCAAAAAGUAUUCACGGGUUCAGAAGACGGGAGAGGACAAUGAAAAAUCUACCUGAAGAUGGAAAAGCAUCUGCUCUGUUUUUUUUACCAAAACAUUAAUGCUGUAACCAAAGCUCUUAAGAGGACUACACUGUAACUGAAGAAGUGGACCAAGCUUCUGUGCAAUUGAUUGGAAAGACAAUUGUAGACUCAUAUUGCCAUUUCGUAUGUUUUCCUAUCAUCAGGCUGUACAGACCUAUUCUACUCUUCAGUGCUAAGAGAAUGCGCCACUUAUGGGAUUUUUUUAUUAAAGAAAAAUGGAGCAGGACUUUGCUUUACUAAUGAGAUAGAGGUGCCAAAGACCACACUAACACUUUUGUUACUAACUAUCUCUCAUCCACAGAAGCACCCAAAAAAAUCUCAUCUUCAGAGUUCUGGAGUGCAUAAGGGCAAAAAUAUGCUAAAAUGUAAAGGCACAAUAUCAGCAUAUUGAGGUAUAUAAAAAAAACCAAACAACACAGUUGCGGGAAGUGGUUUGUUGCAUUAUUCUUGCUAAUGAAGGUAAGGCCUUUGCGUGACUGAUACAGCUGGAAGCGAGUCUGACUUUUUUACACUCUGUGGGUAUGACUAUCUUAGGACCCUAAAAUAUUACUUGCCACCGUUAUCUGCCGUAUAUUCUGCUAUAUAAAAAUUUUUACAUUUUUAUUAGUAAUUUUAUAUUUAAACUUGUGCUACCUGAUGACCUUGCAAAUUAGGAACGGCUGCUAACAUCAGAGCUCAAGGAACCUAAAGUUUUAUUUUUAAAAAAGGACACAGUUUCAAAGUCUAAAUCUUUAAUUCCAGUUUGGCCUUGUGUAUAUAGCUAUACAGUGCCUAUUAGUGUAUGUACAUGCAUAUACACAGGAAAGCACACACUGCUGUGUAGUUCAACACGUACUAAACAAAGCUACUUACUGGGAAGAGUGAUCAUAUAGUUCUUAAUUCAGGCAAAAGUCCUACAGAUCCCACCUGCUUGAGGAAUGCAAGGCCAUGUCUUUAAAGUAAACUUUUUAAUUUUAGGAGCUAUCUCUUGCUGAAGCUACGUAGCAAGUUUGCUUGGGAGCCAUAGUUCUGCAUUGAAUUUCUUUUUUACCUGUUGGCACUAAUUUCUAUGAGUGACUUUAAAAACCAAACAAGUGCCAAGGUGGACACCUACAACAGUAGCAUUUCUUCAGUUACUACCUAAACCCAUUUCAUGUUAAAUAACACUGUGGUGGAACUUACAUAGAUUCCUUUUUUCCAGGCUUUCAGUCCAACUAAAACAGCCAGUUAAGCAAGUUGGCUGAUAAUGUGGGAAAUUACCAUGGCUUAAACAAGUAACCUGGUUCUCGUUCUUUUUGUUGUUUUGUGUUGUUGAGAAAGUAGAAAAUUAGCAUACCAUGUUUAACCAUUUGUGUUCUGUAUUAAUUUCUGCAGUUCAUCUUAUUUUCAAAUCUUCGGUAAAACCUGAUAGCAAAGAUAAAGCUGCGUUAAGUGUUGAAGCGAUACUAAUAUGAAGGAAAUGCUGCUUAUUUUAAGAAUGUCUUGAACUGAGUGACAAGCGUGAAAACAGUUUAAAUAAUGACAACUUGUUUUUAAAAAGUGCAGUUAUAAAAGUUAUAAAAUGCAAGUAUUUUUUUUUGAGUUAAGGGGAUCAAUUGCUGAGUUGUACAUGAGAAUAUUAUUGAUGUGCAUUUCAAAUAUUUUUGUGCGUUAUCAAAGUAAUACAAUAAACAACGUUCCUUACAAUAUGGCCUUGGUAAAACUUAGUGAAGAAAGAAAUUCAGCUGAUGUUUGGUUUUGUUAUUUAAAAUAAGCUUCUUAAAAUCUUACAGUAUGGCCCUGGAAGUUGUGUGUGUCUGAGCAUACCUAUGUUUUCAUUUGCUUGCUCCUGGAAGACCAUGCGUAGCUAAAAAGCCAGUAUCAAAACUUCUAUAUGAAAGUCCUUUUCCUGUAUCAUAUAAAUGAAUCUGUUCAAUGUUAGGCUGUAAAUCUCCCGAAAUACUUGUUACAUCAGUACUACUUCAUAGAGCGUAUUGUUUUUUGAAGCUGAAUUCUAAGCUUUGCGAUAUCUUAAAUAUGGUCAGCGUAAGCCACUUGUAGCAAUAAUAUCUUUCAGAAAUCACGAAUGAAUUUAAUUAGUGGUAACCAUGCCUUGAAAAUAACACCAUGAUGAGCGUUCCAGUAAGGAGCUUCAAUAGUGGUUUUCAGCUGGUGGCUGAAUAAUAAGUACUUAUAUAGUCUAGAUAGCUAAUUGCAUAACCACCACCAUUUUUCUAACAUAUCUGCAAAGUAGAACUUCUUCACACAGGAUGAUGGGGUGUUUUUUACUCUUAUUCCUAUUUCUGGGAAAAAAAAAAGAUGAAAGUGAUGAAAUAGAACCAAGUAAAGAUUCUACUUUUGUUAGACAGUGUGAGCUUUCAUCCUCCUGCUGAAUUAGAUUGAGACUUCUAUUAUAAUACAAAAGGAAAGUUUAAAUAGCAGCCCUAGCUCAAAAUACUUGAUUCCUGUUCUGGCUUGGCCCCACCUUAACUGCUUAAAUGGUCUCCAUUGUAUCAAAGUGCUGAAAAGGGUUUGUGUGUGUUUAACUAGCAGAAAACCCCACUUCUCUGUUCUCUCUGUACCUUUAAAUUGCUUUUGCAAACUUGGGUGGUAUAGAUGUAUUUGAGGACUUUAGGCCUAUAUGUAAGGUGAUGAAAUGGGUUAAGUAAUGGUAUAUUUUAGUGCUUACUGCUCUUUAUCCAAUACCAACCACAGCUGGGAUAUAAAAAAUAUUAAUUUUAAGAACUUAGUGAUCAUUGUAUAAAAAACACUAUAAAGCUGAAAACAUGGUUUCAUCCUAAGAGUAAAAAGGAUUGCAGUAGGUAGAAAGAAGAGGAGAAACUUAGACUCCACUUAAUGUACCAGCCACUUGAUAGCAGGCUUGUUUGGGCCACAUAUGCAUGUCACUGCAAUUUUUUUUCCCCGAAGUUAAAAUAAUAAUCUUGUUUACAAAUGUCACGAGCUGCACCUGUACUGUGCCUAGAAAUAAAAUGCUCCUUCUCUCCACUGAAGAGCAUUUAUAUGCUGAACUUCCCAGAUAUUUUUUCUUUUAGAAAGGCACUAUUGGAUACCUGGUGUAUCAGUUUUACCUAGAUGUUAUUGGGUGCUUUGCAUUUAUGAAACAAGCUUUCUAAAAUGCCUAACCCCAAUUUAAACCUGGAUUUAAAAGGUUAACUCGAGCAGUAAAAGAAUUAUGCUGUUCUGUGGUCAUGCUAUAUACGCUUAUUUGCAAUGCCAGAAAUGAUUAACAUAUACUUGAAACCAUUGUAAACUGACUUUUACAGUAUAUGCUUAGCACUCCCAUGUGGAUGAAAAUGGUACUAAAUGUUAAUCAUUCUUCAUUGCUGUUUGCUUGGAAGGAUAGUUGCAGGUGGGGAACAGCAGAAAGAGCUGUGCUAAACAUUACUGUAAUCUCUAGCACUGGAUUUGCUUCCCUCCUUAAAAAAAAAGGCGGGGGGGGGUGGAGAAAAGGAAUUGGGGAAAACAAUAAGACUGUAUUUAUAUGUUAAGAUACACUACCUUCAUGUAAUAGAGAAAUAAAGCUCAGUGACAGAGACAGAACUGGGAAGCAUUUUGAGAGAUGAGAGAGAAUUCUCUUAAUUAGAUUAUUACAAAUCCACUUAUCUGUAUCUUAAAUCAGAAUCAGUUCAAACUCUGGCUUUCUCCCAUCGUUAGUAUCUGGCUGGACAAUUCAGCCUAAGUUGUUUGGUUCUAACGCAUUCUUCUUCUUCUCGUUUCAUUAGAUGUGAAGUAUGAUUUACAGUUCUAGACACCAGAUCCAAUAACUUCAGUGCAAGGUGAAGUCCUUCCAUUACUUUAAAUGAACUUUCGCACAGCUCUUUUUUUUAAAACUUAAACCCAAAACACACACACAAAGAAAACCUAUCUUAAACAUUCAUGGGGUAAUUCUGAAAAUAUGUCCAAUCUCUCAGAUGCACUGGAACCACUUCUCCUUAUUGGCAGGCUUACCAACUCUAAAGCUCUACUGUCAUCUUGAUGUUUUUACAAUAUGUAUUUUGAACUUUCCUAGAAGUCUUCUCUAGGCACACAGCACUUGAGUGAUAAUGUAACACUGAACAGUUCUGAAUGUCAGUGUUCUAUACCAGACAGUGGAAGAUCAAUGUCCCGAAUGCAGUUACUGAAGAAAAGGGGUCUUAAAAAGAAAUACUUGUGUUGGAUAUCAUUCAGAUGAGAAUUGCUGCUUAAGUGCACAUAGGAAAAAUAUCCUAGUGUGCUACUGAAGUAAAUUUGCUUGUAAGUCACCCUUCAUAUGCUACUACGUGAUGCUUCCCAGGGUCUUAAAAGAAAAGAAACUGCGAAUAAAGACAAAGGGUUUUGUUUUGGUAUUUACAAGGGAAAGGAAAGAUGAAAACUUUGAAGUAGAUGGUGAUCACGUAUUGCUUUUUACGCAAAAUUGAGAUACAACUACAUCUAAUUUCUAAGUAAUGUAGAAUUAUGUGUAGCAGUGCUAAAUAAGCAAACAACCCAAACUACCAACCUCUAAGGCAAUAGUGCAGUAUGAAGCACUUUAUUCUACAGCACAGAUGUGUGUCUUGUGCUGUGACACAGCACCUCUAACUUACGAUAUAAAAAUAGAAUUCAGUGAGAGAUCCUUGGAGAUUUUAAAAUAUAUAAAUAUGAUUAGCAAUUUUUUAUAAGCUGUUACUCCAAAGUGUCGCUGAUAGUUUCUAAAACAAGGAAGCACUGCAGUGCUUGAAACAUACUGAAGCAUUUUCCAAUUGGCUCAAGUUUCCAUGGACUUAACCAUUUGUUUAAAUCUUAUUAACCUAGGAAUAUCAGGCUAGGUACAGGUAACUUAAAUAUUGUAGGAAAAAGUUCUGGUUCUAAACUUAUCUCUUACUUUGGUAGCUACUCCUUCCUAACAAAACACUUGGAGUGCCUGAGUGAUGCUUUAAGAUGAAGUAACGAUAUUGUGCAGUCUCUAGCGUCCAUCUAUAAUACUGGUGGUGAGGAUCCCUUCUCUCCUGGUAAAAAUAAGUGUUUAAAAACUCAGGAAGAUUUAAUUUGUUUUCAAUGAAAAUAUUUUGGUUCCUAAGGCCUUGGAGUUUAGCAAACACCAAGAGAAGUUGUGUGGCUGCGUGCCACGGGCCAACCUUCAGCUCAAAGAUGCGACCCAGGUAGGCGGAGAGCACAAACCAGCCCUUGCUGGAAGAAGUCGUUUGUCACUUUUUGAAUUCCAAUUAUAUUGGCUGCACACUGUAUGGUAUCCAUGCUAUAAUGGAAAAAAUUGCUGUAAUAUACCAUUAUAUUUAAUGUUGAUUUUUUUUUUCCAAAUGGUUCUGUAUUAGUUCCCCUAGAUGGAGAGUGUUUUUGUCCUUUACUUGCUGUGUAGUUAGUCAUAACUGGGUUUAGUUUGGUAACUAUCAAUGGGAAGAAUGUACAUCCAUUGUAUACAGGGCCUAAGGUGUUUUUGAAGUCUUUACAUGUGGGUUUCUUCUAGCAGAAAUACUGCUCUUUCAAGCUAUGCCUGUAUAAUAUUAAUUUCAGCUCUUGUAUUUGCCCUCUACAUAGUAAGGCCCUUAGGAGGGUUAGCCUUUGUGAAACUGCAAAGACUUAUUACCGUAACGUUUCCUUUGUGCCAAUUGAAAUUAAUUUUCACAAAACAACUUUGCUGAAGUGCGUUUGAAGGUGACUCUUCCCUUUGUGUUUGGUGGGCGGUGGUGGGUUUUUGUGUUUAUUUUUAAUGAAAAUAAAAAACUAGUCUGAAUUAAAGGCAUCUUGAGCAGUUGGGGGCCCACACGGGUACGCGGAGCAGGGGCUCUGCAGCAUUUGCAGUGUUGGAUGGAGCGCACAGGGGCUUCUCUGGGAAGAUAAACCAGGUUGUACCUACGCAGUAGGCUCUGAGUCACCUUUGCUUCUCCGUUUGAGCUCCUUUCUGACUGAGGGCACAGUACUAAAGGUGGCAAUAGCUAAAAAGUACAGUGAAGAACACUUACACACCAAAAAACUAUGAAAGGGCUGAAAAGGCAGGCUGCUGUAAAACCAGUCACCGGAGAGCUGUGGUAUAAUUGAGUAUAUAAUCUGGUGUUACUUCAGGCGUGUGAGUUGCAUGUAAAAUGAGUGGGUCUGUUUUCUUUUUAAAUUACUAUUGUCAUUUAUUUAAUUAGAGAUUACAAGAGUGCUGAGAAUAUCAAGAGGAAAUUUCUCUCCCUGCUUACUUUAACCUCUGCUAGUGAGGCGUUUAUAUAUGGAUCUAAAUCAAUAUUGCUAAACUCCAACUCCUCUUCUGAGGAACUUGUUAUCAGUGCUUUGUUACUGCUGUAAAAACUGGGUUUGCAUUCCACUUUUUUGAUAGCUUGUUGCCAUUCAGAUUGGUGCUUACACUUCAGCCUUAGGCUGCUUUGGGCUGCUGCCUUACUUUAUCUGCUUCUAUUAACUACCUUUUCUAAAUGGCUCAACACAGAAGAGAAGGAUUUACUUUUGAGAAGGCUCCAAAGUGGAAGCCAAAAGGUCUUCUUGUCAGACACAUCUUUGCACAAUUUGAAACUUGAAAUUAUUUUCAAGUACAAAACCUAACAUCCUAGGGCAUACUUUAAAUCUCAGGAAUCAGUUCUUGCUUUUUUAAAUGUUUAGUACAUUCAUUUGUUUGUUUUCCUCACUCAGCAGAACAUGUGAGAUGUGAAAGAGAAAUCCUGGGUGUUUUGUGUGGGUCAGGGCCACACCAAGGAACCCGAAAGAGGAAAUAAUGGUUUGGCUGUGGUUCUGGUGCUUUCCUUGUGACUUUGGGGAGGACUCUGACUUCUGUACAACCAGUACAGGAGGUCACUUUCCAUUGCAACAUAGCUUCAUCCUCCUUGGGUGACAGCUUUUCUUGCAUGAUUUCAGCUGAAUCGGCAGCUCUGUACAUUAAUUGGAGCUGUGCACCCAACCUGUGAAAACCCAGGCAAGACGAGCCCUUGGCUGCUGAGGAACCCUAGAUGGUAAUAUAGGAAUGCUGGAAUGCCUGCAUGGUAAGGAGCUCAUAUAUGACUUCUUUUUAUAGCUUUAGGGUCCAGUUCUGCAAACACUGUACAGUAUAAUGCUACAAUAACAAAUAAUACUAAACUACCUUUUGUGCUGUCGUUUCUACUAAUGUUUGCAAACUGGGCCUCAAUUUUACAUAAAUUGUUCACAAUUAGCAAGAGUUGGCUUUUAUGUUGCCAAACUUUUGGGAUGACGCUUUCUAGCACAUCAGCUAUUUUAGUUAAGUGGGUGAUAACUCAGCGUUGUGGUUUGCUGUUCACCAUGAGACAGAGUUGUGAUUUGUAAGAUGUUGCAAUCGUAUAUUCACUGUGUUGAAAAGUAAAAAAAGGACAAAAAUAACAACAAGUGCACCCCAAACUAUUGCACUAGCUGUACUUCAAAAGAAAAGCAAUAAUGUGAGCAUCUUGUAGCUUUUUAUCUCCAGAGGUGCUAUCUCUCAUGAGCACUUGCACUACUGACCAUGAAUGUGGUAAGAACAUGUUAAAGAAAUUGUCUUAUGUGGUUUACUCAGCACAUACAAGUUGACACUUUUUAUGGUCAGCCUGUGUACUAACAAAUGCAAUACGUUGUUGGACUACUUACAUGACCACACGCACCUUUAAAAAUCAAACUAUGUCCAUUUAUGGUGCUAAUGAUCUCUGAAUUAUCAAGAGCUGGUAUUCUCUCCUUACCCAUGAACAUUAAUGAAAGCUGUUGUGACACCUUUUCAAUAAAGCAACAUUCCUCUACAUUUGAAGCCUGUUCCAAAUGCUUUUUAUGUACAUAUGACCCGUUUCUAUUUGUUUUAUAUAAAAACUGCAAAAUAUUAUAGGAAGUAUUUUUAAUGCAGGAAAACCUUAGGAGUGUAUAUGGCUCUAGGCUACAUGUGCAAGAUCAAAUUUUCUUAUGAUAGCUAAUCUUCUGAAACAUGGUCUAAAAUAUAAGAAUUGUAUUGGCUAGGAUUAAGGCUUAGACUAAUAGUUAACAAAAAAAUCUGGCUUCCAUCAUUGUGGAAGCCUUGGAGAGAGUGAGGAUGAAAUGAACAAAACUGCAUUAGGAGGCCACGGACUAUGCCAUGUAGGUUCAUCUUUUGCUAGAACUUCUGAAAGAUAGACUUGUGAAGGAACACGUGUAACCAUAUCCAAAGAACAGAAGUGAAACUUGAUGUAAUUAUCAAGGCAACUCAUAGCAGGACAUGAUAAAAACACGUGAAUGAGCCUUGAACUAGGAUUGUUUAGAUUGUGGAACAGCAUUUUCCAACUUUGUUUUAAAACUUCACAAGCAACCUUUUCUUAAGAUGGAAAGUGUCGUGUGCCUUCUGUUGCAGAAGGUAUCGGGGUUUUUUUUCUCCUGUAGUUAUGAUUUUAUGUUGCAUAUAAGAAAGGACAGUGCAUUUCCAGCUCUUGAGAAGAGGCAUCUUUGGGCGCUUUCUCUCCACGGAGAACACAGAGCCUUUAGUUCUUGUUAAAGGCUCCUUCUCAUCUUGCAGUUGUAAAAGUGCCUGUAACACAUUUGGAAAUGCUGCCGUAGUCCCCUCUGAUGUAAGUGUGAUGCUCUUGAUUGCUAUGGACACAAGAACCUGCAGAGCGGGUGCCGUGUCCAGUACAGCGCCCGGCACCCACUUCUGCUCUGGAAUUGUCCCACCCUGAGGUUUUGGUCACUAAAGUGCUUUCUUCCAUAUGCUGGAGGGAGUUCUCUUGAAUCACAUCUAGUACUUCAAGAAAUAAACAGGCUUCUCUAAGAUCUGUUUUACAAAACUUCAGGUCUAGAAUAUUCCAGGUCUAGAAUAACCUCAUUAAAAGCAGAAACAACCCCACCAUCUGGGAUAACAGCAGGACUGGCUGUUGGUUUGGGGGGUUUGUUUUGUUGUGGGUUUUUUUGAGUGAAGAUGGACAGCCUAGUGACAAUAGUCUGUAUUCUGUCUUCUCUCAACGCUUGCUUUAAUAGUAGGAAGAGGCAAAAAGAGAACAAGGUCAUCCCUAGCAGUUCUCAACCACACUGAAAUACAGUUUUUCUAUCUUUACAUUGCUAGAUGCUUCAAAGAAAACAGGUUCUCCUUUUCAAUGUACAAAAAAAAAAAGGUGCAAUAGUUACAUAAAUAUUAAGAGAUAAACCAGCUGCAUGUUUAAUUGCCCUGCGAAAACAAAACCUUAGCGAGCGUGUGACGUACUGGAUUGCGCAGAUUUUUAGCAUUAGCAUCUGCUGUGAGUUACAGAAACGUGUUUGUCAGUGCGCUAGUCCAGCUCAGAACUUUCCAAUAUUUUCCACGUUCUUAUGACAAGGAGAGUGUUGUGGGGUUGUUUUUGUGAAUAAAGUGCCUGUGGAAAUAAAAAUCCCAAAGUUGCCUGCAAGCUUCAAGCAUAUAAAAGCACAGCCCGUACUUGAAGAUAAUGGGUGCUAACCCAGCAGCUGUAUAGAAUAACUGGUCAACAGAAGCCAAGAUAAAGCUGAGAAAGGAAUAUUAUAUUGCUUUUGAGAGUUUACUGUGUUACUUCAUCUUCCAAUGUUUCUGCUUGGGCCUUAACCCUAUAACUUGGUUUUCUUUAAAGAAAAAUAAGUUCAUUUGAAAUUAUAUACAUAUAUAUAUAUAUAUAUAUGUAUAUAAAACUCAUUUUAAUGCCAGACUUCAAUCUGGUAGAGAUUUUUCUUUUUAAUCUGUUAAAAGUACAGUGGCCAAAUGCUUCAAUGACUCAAUUCAGGGCACAACAGUUUGAGGAAUGGGUUUUUCUUAAGUGCAGAAUUAAAUGGGAGUCUUUGUUAUUACCACAAUAUUAGGACUGAGGAGGAAUGAUUUCCAAGUGUCAAGGUUUAAAGCAUUAUAGUGCUAAAACUUGUAUAUGUAGUUAUUUGGGGUAUGCAAAAUAUUAGUAAAGUACUUGGUUAUAUUUUGCUGUUAAUUUUAUGCUUUAAAAGAGGUUAUUUGGUUCCAAUUUUAAUUAGAAAAACUGACAGAUGUUGCAAUAAUUUCUGUUACGGUAAAGUAGGAACAUCUAUUUAAUGAUAUUUCAUCACAAAGUUUACAUUAGAUCAGUAAAUUUACUUAAAACGAUGAAAGUAGCUUUAUGGAAAUUAAUGUGAAAUUUAAUCUCUGGGCAACUUAGAAUUGGCCACGUGCCACUGAACCCAAUCUUUAAACUGCAUAUGGAGGCAAGGAGAGAAUUUCUUUAUCUCGUGCUACUUUUCAACUAGACUAGAAGAAAGUGAGGCUAGAUUACUAGGCUUGCCUAUUUUCUUUAUAGAAGAAUAACAUGUUUCAGCUGUACUGAAUAGCUUAGCUUUUUAUUUUCAGUCUGCACAACUUAAACUUUCCUUGAGACUCAGAUUUAAAGUGUCUUUGGUUCAGAUACAUUUUCACUUGCUCUUUUUCCCCUGUAUUUUUCUAAUAGAUGCAUUUUAUUGGUGUACAUUAUUAUUUCAUUGCAAUUUAUUGGUGUACCAAAAAAGCUGCAUUCUGUUCUGCUAAUCUAAAUCUCUGAUCUUAGUUUUUCUACUUGUCAUCCAUGGCUAGUAAAAUACGCAUUUGCUGUUUAUAUUAGAUUAAUGAGAGAUUGCAUCCAGUUGCCUUAAUUGCUUGGAGGAAAACUGACCUUGACCAUUUGAAGCUUUCUGUAUUUCUCAAAUUCCUGUAACUUCUGUAUAAUUGCAAUAAAACCUUUUUAAUAUA
Columba livia (rock pigeon) is the source of this 12403-nucleotide messenger RNA. RefSeq names its product sphingomyelin synthase 2 (gene SGMS2). The transcript is spliced from 6 exons. NCBI's taxonomy places the organism in Eukaryota, Metazoa, Chordata, Aves, Columbiformes, Columbidae. Gene Ontology annotation, biological process: sphingomyelin biosynthetic process; ceramide biosynthetic process. The record is from RefSeq and is a predicted model, not a curated record. Gene Ontology annotation, cellular component: plasma membrane; endoplasmic reticulum membrane; Golgi membrane. Gene Ontology annotation, molecular function: ceramide cholinephosphotransferase activity; sphingomyelin synthase activity. Bases 696 to 1793 code for a protein of 365 amino acids.